CGGUGAUGCAAAUUGAAAUUUAUGUAUGAUUUUAAUCAGACCAUCGUAGGGUUAAUUUCAUACUUCUUAUGCGCAUCUUAAUUGUGAGUUUAAUUAAGUUAUUGUUCUCAUGAUUUUCAGUGAACACUGUGACGGGCUACCUGAAGUCCAUUGAGCCCCUGAAUGGCACCAACUAUCCAAGCUGGUAUAAAGAUGUUCAGGUGGCCAUUGCUGUGUGUGAGUAUGAUCUCGCCUUACGUCAAGACAAGCCAGCAGAGCCCGCUGAUCCCAAUGGUGAUCGUACUGCCAUUGAGAAGUGGGAGAGAUCAGACAGGAUGGCCAACAUGAUCAUUAAGAACACGAUCACACCGGCCAUCUGUGGUGCUAUUCCUGAUAAGGACCAGGAUGGUAAUGAUCUGAGCGCCAAGGCAUACCUUGCCAAGGUGGAGGAGAACUUUAAGAGUUCUUCCAAGACUUAUGCUAGCACCCUAAUCAUGAAGAUGCUGACUUCACAGUAUGAUGGGCAAAGUGGAAUCAGGGAGCACAUUAUGAGCAUGUGUGACAUGGCAAAUAAGCUGAAGACACUGGAUAUGGCUAUCUCUGAUGGUUUUCUGGUGCACUUCAUCAUGACUUCUCUGCCAGCACAGUACAGUCCCUUCAAAAUAAGCUACAACACUCAGAAGGCGACUUGGAGCAUGGCUGAGCUCAUUAGCUACUGUGUUGAGGAAGAAGAAAGGCAGAAAGCUGAAAGGAUGAAGGAUGCUGUCAACAUGGUCAGCGAGCGCUUUGGGCGUGUUUGUAUGAGCAACACUCCUAAGCAUCAGGCUGAGUCUGGCAGCAGCAGGCAGCAUAAGAGAAAGUUUAAGGGCCAUAAGAGCAAGGCCGUGUCACAUAAGAAGACCUCUAAUGAGAGGCUGUGCAAGUUCUGCAAGUCACCUAAACAUGAGCAAAAGGAUUGCCAUGGAUUUAAGGAGUGGCUUAAGAACAAAGGUAUUCAGUUCGAUCCGAACUAUAAGAGAGGGGGAGCGAAGUCUAAGAGUGGCUGAUGGCAAUGAAGUGAAGGUUGAAGGCAUUGGGAGCUUCAAUUUGGAGUUACCAGGCGGCUUCAAUCUUAGUUUGCAUGAUGUUCUUUAUGUUCCCAGUUUGAAGAGAAACCUUAUUUCAGUUUCGUGUUUAGAUAAGUCGGGACAUAUUUGUGAGUUUGGCAACUCAGUGUGCAACAUUAAAUUUCAUAAUUUAAGUGUGGGCCUUGGUCAUUUGCAAGGCGAUCUUUA
Panicum virgatum (switchgrass) is the source of this 1253-nucleotide messenger RNA. RefSeq lists its product as uncharacterized. The transcript has 2 exons. The record is from RefSeq and is a predicted model, not a curated record. The coding region runs from base 315 to 1025 and encodes 236 amino acids. NCBI's taxonomy places the organism in Eukaryota, Viridiplantae, Streptophyta, Magnoliopsida, Poales, Poaceae.